Messenger RNA from Paramecium octaurelia, 1516 nucleotides. NCBI's taxonomy places the organism in Eukaryota, Ciliophora, Oligohymenophorea, Peniculida, Parameciidae. The record is from the annotation of a GenBank genome assembly.
CUAAAUUAGAAUUUUUAAUAAUUUUCUUCCAAAAUGAGUUAAAACAGACUUCGAGAGAUGAGAGAGAACUUUCAUUCAGAGUUGAGAAAGAAAAGUUUAGAAUAGACAUUUAAAUUGAAGAGAUUGGUUACUACCUCAGUAAAACAUUAUCCAAUUGAAUAAUUAAUUGACAUAGUGGACAAAUUGAAGAGAUAUGAGGAAUUGAACGACGAAGAACAUUAAAUAAUGAUAUCAAUUUUAGAUGAUAUUCAACAGACUGCAAUAAAUGAUCCAUCUCUAUUUUGUGAAUGGGCAGAACACCUAAGAAUAAUAAAGACUUUGGUCGAUUCCAUGUGUUUAGGGUCGAAUCCCAAGUAUUCAAUCAUGGCAACUAAAGCAGCAAAUUGUUUCAGAUAAUUGGUUAAAUAAAAGAAGCCAAGAUUCUAUGUAAAUGAACAUUUCGAUAAAGUUUGUGGGAUUUACAAAUCUUGGAUGGAUUCUGAUUCAAGUUUGCUUAAAGAGAAUGUAUAAAUUAACGAAAAUAUUUGUUAAUAGGGAUUGAGAGGAUUGAAUUAAUUAGUAGAAUUGCAUUCACCCAAGUUCUCGAAAUACGAUAUCGUUGAGACAGUGUUAAAAUCUCUUCAAAUCAAUAGGAACAACGAUUAGGCACUUAGAAUAUUGGCAACCAUCACAAACAGCAUAGAUGAUGAUAAUUAAGUGAUUGCCAUUUUGAGAAUAGCCUCAAAAUUGAUUGAGAAUGCUGACAUCAAUUGUAAUUGAUAUCUUUGAUUUUAAUUAGUAAAGGAAAAGGGAUUGAUGAUAGUAGAGAAUGCCAGUAAAAACAUCUAGAAUAUAUAAUUUGUUUUAACAAUGAGGAUUAUGCAGUCUAUUAUGAAUCUAAUUUAUCACAAGGAUAAAAAUAUCUAAAAAUUAUCUCUAUCUAUUUUGCUGAAUUUGUCAUACACAUCGGAAUUGGAUGAAUGUGCAAAAUUGUAGGAUUUAGGAAUCAUGGAAACCCUCUACAAAUUAUUGAAGAACACCUAAUAUUCCUAUUGUAGGAUGUACGGAAGUAUGAUAUUCAAUAAUUUGAUGGCAUCUUGUCAAUUGAAUUUGGAUUCAAUAAUUUCAAAUAAAAAGGUUAUGGAUGCUGUCUCUGAUCUUAUGGAAAGGGAUAUUGUCGAUGUCAAAAGGGAACUCUAUCAGGCAUUCAAAAAUUUUGUAGUUAUUAGUUCGAAGAAGUAAUUAUUAAUGGUGAUGGAUUCCGGGUUGCUGGAUUACGAAGUCUUGGGUUUGGAUGCUAAUGACAAUAAGAUAGUGGUGUUGUCUUUGGAAAGUAAUAGGUAUUUUAAUUAGGUUAGCGUUGACCAUGAUAAUGAAAUAAUUUCAAUAGACUGAAUAUGAAUGCAUUAUUUGGCGAUACUUAAAAAACAAGAGGGGGUUUAGGAAAAUCGAAGUUCUGAGCUAAGAUUCCAAAGUGGAAAGGAUUGCCUACUUAGCUUGUGAAUUCCUUAAAGAGUUUUACGAUUCUGAAUAAUGA